Molecule: messenger RNA, 603 nt
Organism: Homarus americanus (American lobster)
Lineage: Eukaryota; Metazoa; Arthropoda; Malacostraca; Decapoda; Nephropidae
Exons: 1
Coding region: 1-603 (200 amino acids)
Source: RefSeq, a predicted model, not a curated record
AUGGCCGACAAAGGGGUAACCAACAGAGGUGAGGCCAACAAAGGUGUGCCCGACAGAGGUGUGGCUGACAGUGUUGUAGCCGACAGAGGUGAGGCCGAUAGAGAUGAGGCGGACAGAGUUGUGGCGGACAGAGUUGUGGCGGACAGAGUUGUAGCCGACAGAGGUGCGGCCGACAGAGGUGUGGCCGACAGAGGUGUAGCCGACAAAGUUGUGGUUGACAAAGGUAUGACCAACAGAGGAUGCUCGUCAGAGGAUGGCCAACAAGGGAUGGCCAACAGAGGAUGGCCAACAGAGGAUGACCGACAGAGGAUGACCGACAGAGGAUGGCCGACAGAGGAUGGCCAACAGAGGAUGACCGACAGAGGAUGGCCAACAGAGGAUGGCCAACCAGAGGAUGACCGACAGAGGAUGGCCAACAGAGGAUGGCCAACAGAGGAUGGCCGAGAGGAUGGCCGACAGAGGAUGGCCAACAGAGGAUGCCAACAGAGGAUGACCGACAGAGGAUGGCCAACAGAGGAUGACCGACAGGAUGGCCAACAGAGGAUGCUCGUCAGAGGAUGGCCAACAAGGGAUGGCCAACAGAGGAUGGCCAACAGAGGAUAG